UGCUUUCCGUUGCUCGGCCAAUCUCCGUUCGUUUUCGCAGUUUCGCUGGUUCUUCGCUGCUGAUUCGUCAUACUCUCGCGGACCGCGGUUCAUCAUCAUCCACCUAAUCAGCACUUUUCUACGAACGUUCUCAGUUUCCACUCAGCCUCCGAUCGGUACGAUCGCUCAUCUCGCCACCCCAUCAGUGAUUUCAACUGUUUCCGUUCCACCAACCCGAAGUUAGCUUCCGACGCGGUUUGGUCCGUGAUUCGCAUUUAAACGUGCCUCGAAAGUGAUUCCGUGGCCAAUAGCCGGAUUUAUUCGAUCUUAACGAGGUAGCAAUUAAAAUUUGAUACGAUGAGCGAGAAAAAGAAGCCCGUCUACAUCCAGUACAUGUUUGGAGGUCUUUCCGGAAUCGGAGCAACAUGCGUGGUGCAGCCGCUGGAUCUGGUCAAGACGCGCAUGCAAAUUUCCGGCAUGGGAGGCGCGGCCAAGGAGUACAACAACACAUUCGACGCAAUCGGCAAGAUCAUCAAGCGCGAGGGAGCGCUGAGCCUGUACAAGGGGCUGUCGGCGGCGAUCAUGCGUCAGGCGACGUACACGACGACGCGGUUGGGUGUUUACACCUCGCUCAACGAUAGCUACAAGAGCAAAAUGAACAAAGCCCCGAACCUGCUCGAGUCGAUGGGCAUGGGCAUGACGGCCGGCGCGGUCGGCUCGUUCGUGGGCAAUCCGUGCGAGCUGAUUCUCAUCCGAAUGACGGCCGACGGCCGGUUACCGGUGGCCGAACGCCGCAACUACACCAACUUCUUCAACGCGUUCUUCCGCAUCGCCCGGGAGGAGGGUGUGGUUGCGCUUUGGCGCGGUUGUAUCCCGACCAUGGGCCGUGCGAUGGUGGUCAACGCCGCCCAGCUGGCGUCCUACUCGCAAGCCAAGAGCUAUCUCGUCAACAGUGGCUACUUCAAGGAGGGCAUUGGUCUGCACUUUACUGCCAGUAUGUUCUCGGGACUCAUCACGACGGCGGCCUCGCUGCCGGUGGACAUUGCCAAGACGAGAAUUCAAAACAUGAAGGUUGCCCCGGGCGAGGUGCCACCGUACAAGAACACCUUCGACGUGAUACUCAAGGUCGUGCGACACGAGGGCGUCUUCGCGCUGUGGAAGGGCUUUACGGCGUACUACGCCCGCCUUGGUCCGCAUACCGUGCUUACGUUCAUCCUGCUCGAGCAGCUGAACGGAGCGUACAACAAGCACUUUAUGGGUGGAGCAGGACCCAAGUCCGGACUGUGAGGCACUUCGUCGACAUUCGACAUCCUGUCAUCCCGUCCACGCGUAAUCACAUGCAAAAACAAUUCAUCCCAAGCGACGACGACGACGAAGACGACCACCACAACAACAAUCAUUCAACGGGCACAGAGAAACAGAAGCCACAAAAUCCAGCCAACAGUUGCAACUUUCUGAAAGCAUUUCAUAAUGUGUAUUCACUACUUUGCAUUCAUUUACAAAUAACUUUGUCUCAGAGCUCAGAGCAUUAUUUUUCGUUCGUUUUACUGUUUAGCAAAUUUCUCUGUAUAGAUUGUUAUUGCUUUAUUAAACUUUUAUGUUGAGAAUCAACUAA
Molecule: messenger RNA, 1594 nt
Organism: Culex quinquefasciatus (southern house mosquito)
Lineage: Eukaryota; Metazoa; Arthropoda; Insecta; Diptera; Culicidae
Product: mitochondrial 2-oxoglutarate/malate carrier protein
Exons: 5
Coding region: 337-1266 (309 amino acids)
Biological process (GO): malate transmembrane transport; thiosulfate transport; succinate transmembrane transport
Molecular function (GO): oxaloacetate transmembrane transporter activity; malate transmembrane transporter activity; sulfate transmembrane transporter activity
Source: RefSeq, a predicted model, not a curated record